CGCGGCUGAGACGUUAGUUGCUCUCCGGAUGGGUGAAUGACUACACGUCCGCAUGGAAAUAUAACCCAUUUCGUACAGCUCUCGUGUGUAACGUAAUUUACUAAUUUUGUAUUAAUAAAAGAAAAAAUACAUGCAAAUUCCAGUCGUUUGAAAUAAUAGAUUGCUUCUGAUACAACGCAAUAAUUUCGAGGUCAAAAUAUCCAUUGCAGAGCUUCAUGACCAAGUAAAUGCCAAGGGCGAGACGCAGAGCUAUGAAAAGGUGAAUUUGUAUCAAAAUUUGUAGUAGAAAAUCAGUGACACUAUGGGCGUGAAGAUGUGUGUGAAAAUGCUGGUGUGCGCUGCGAUCCUGCUGGCCGUGCCGUCGACGAUCCAAGGAUUCAACGUUGGUGUUUCAGGUACAAAAUGUAAUUUGGAUCCAAGCAAAGGUGACAUAAAUGAUCCCUGUGCCAGACUGUAUGAUGGCGUGUGCAAAGGGAGGUACUGUGGCUGUCCCUCUGGUACCCAUGAAGACAAGAAUCUUGGGGUGUGUGUUCCUGGUGAAGAAUCAAAAACAGCUGGCGGAACACAGGCAGGGAGGCCUGGCAGUGCAUUUGACGACCUUCCGUUUGACUUCCCUGGUGGUGGUGGCGCCACAGGUGGCACAGCGCCCAAAGCACCUCCAGCUCCAGCUCCAGCACCACAGCCUCGUCCUCCUCCACCUCCACAACCUGGCUAUCCUGGGUCUAAUCAGCCUGGCUUCAACCCUAAUCAGCCUGGCUACAACCCCAAUCAGCCUGGCUACAACCCCAAUCAGCCAGGUUAUAAUCCUAAUCAGCCAGGUUACAACCCCAAUCAGCCAGGUUACAAUCCCAAUCAGCCUGGUUACAAUCCCAAUCGGCCUGGUUACAAUCCCAACCAGCCUGGCUACAACCCCAAUCAACGAGGUGGCCAGGGAACUACUAGAGGAGGUAGUGAUGUGGGUGAAAAGGCAGGAGGAGGCGUGGGCGGAGUGAUCGGUCUCCUCUUGAUUGGUGGUCUCAUCUACUUCUGCUGCUGCCGUGGAGGAAAGCAUAAGCAAGUUAUGAACAGGUUCCAAGGGCUGCCAUUCAUGCGUGGUGGCCAGGCAGGCGGCCAAGGACCAGUUGCUUUGCAGAGUCAGCCUGUGCAACAAGACCCUAACUUUGGCUCCCAGCACACAUAUGUCCCGCCUGGUCAACCAGUUCCUCAGGCGCAGUACCCUCCUCCACAACAGCCAUACCCAACAGGUGAUGGGCAGCCCCCUAUGCAGCCUUACCCACCACAACCUAUUCCACCAUAUCCUCCACAGGGAGCACCAUAUCUGGCUUCUGCUCCCCCAGAAGGUUACCCGGUUGAUGGCCAGAAGCCCCCACCCUACACGCAGGAAUACCAGCCUAAUGCUCCGCCGUCCUAGUUGCAAUGUGCAGCUCCUUCCUAGCUCUUUCAUAGGUUGACAUAGCUUGAGAAAUGGUAUAUUGGUAUACUCUUUGAGAAAAAUUGCUGUAAUUGCUAGAGACCUUGAUAAAUUGAUUUCACAAUACUUAAAGCAGUAAACAGUUUUGCUUGUUUGGAGAGGAAUAGCAUUUGAUAUGUGAUAUUCAUUGGAUAUCAUGUGGCAGCAUAAUCUGUAUUUAUUCUUUAACUGUUUACAGAUUACAUUAGUAGAUACUAGGUACAUAGGAUACAGAUGUAUUAUCUGUAACCAUUUUCCAGUAGCAAAAUCAUGUUUUUUUAUUGUGAAGGUAUUUAUCUACCUCUUGAAACUGCUCCAAGCUCUCUAAACUCACAUAAAAGCUAAAUUCACUAAGCAGUAUUUAGAUAAUCAGUGUACACAAAGAAUCACACACUAAGAAAAAAUAAGGUACUGUAGCCUUUAAAGGUUAAAAGGUAGAUAUUUUUUUUUUACAAACAAAUUUCUCAAUUUAUUAUUCACUACUAAUGCAGUGUAUGUAGAAACAUAAAUCACUAAGCAAAUUAACUUUACAUAUUCCUGUUGUAAAAUUUUGCAAUUUAUUUUUGAAACAUUUAGAGGAAAUGCAUAUUAGAAACAGAUGUGCUCAUCUGUUCACCCAAGCAUCAGUCAAGUUCUCCCAUUUGUAACUGCCCUCACAUCCUUGCUAUUAUAGCAAUUUAAUUUGUUACAAGUUUAAAAGUGCAAGUGUAAUUUUGCUUGUUUUUGUUGCUUGGGAAUUGGGAUUUUUGGUUGUUAGUAUAUAACCCUUGAAGGAUGAAAUAUAAUAAUUGUCUUUCUCAGGUAUGUGUGCACACAACAAAACACAAAGUUGUUCCAUAAAAAGUUCACACUAACCCAUUCAGACCUAAUGAUCUCUAAUCAUUUCACAGCAAAAACUUCAAUCAUGUUGGAUGAAGUUUAAUCACGGUUUGAACCUGCUGAAAUGAUGCCUAGGUGCCUAGCUGUGAACUGGUCAAUGUUCCACACACAGACUGGCUCAUGCUAAUGCACCUUAGCAUCACCACACUUUAGUAAAAAUUUUACCUAUUGUGUUUGAGUUGAAGCACAAGCAUGCACAUAGACACACACACGCACACAUGCACACGCGCACAUGCACACGCACACGCACACGCGCACUAACACAUACACAAACAAACUAACAAAUCCCAUCUUGCAUGCAUGCAUAUGCAGCCCUAAGGUUUGCCUUCCUAUAAGGGUUUAGAUGAAAUUAAGAAAAUAAAUAACUACUUAGAUGAAUGAAGAAAAUAGAAAAGUUAUUUUUUGUAGUGUGAUUUUGUUACUAUACAUUGUUAUGAUGAUACAUUUAUAGAUGUUUAUCCUGUGUCAUUUUCUUCAAGAUAUUAAAGAUUUAAUAUUUUUCACCAGUAAUGUAACUCUAUGCUAGUGUCACACAAUAAUUGAAAUGUCAAAUUACUUUAUAAAAGAAUUUCAUUAUUACACUAAUCCUACUUUCCUUAUGAUAAUGUGGUAGACUGCUUGUGUUGCAGUGCAGAAUAUUUCAAAGUAAAGUUGUUUAUAUUGACUUCAUAAUAGUAAUAUAGUUGACACUUAGCCCGAUUCUCACAUCUCCCUUUUCCCACGAUACCUCUUCAUUGCUCUUUUCACACACCUAAGUAUAUUUUCUGCAUGAGGAAUAUUCAUUAUAAGAAGAAACAUGUCAGAGAUGACUGCAAACUGAGGGUCUUAGUAGGCCAACAGUAUAUGAAAAACUUACUAGCAUGACUCUGAAGCUAGGGUAACCCCCCCCCCCCCACACACACACACAAAAGCUCUAUGCAACAAUGUAAUAGAAGGUUAUAGCUAAGAGUUAACAAUGCAAGACAGAACUCUACCAAGUUUGUAAUGAAAUUAAGAGUUACUGUAUGGAUGGCAAAGAAUGUACAUUUAUGACCCACUUUUCCACAGCAAAUUCACAUACAGGCAGUCUAAUGUGCAAGCAUGAAGCAGUUUUCAAAUAUUUUUUUUACAUAUGGAGCUUAAACUACAAAGUUGCAAAGUUAGCAAGUGUACUGUAUUACUCUUUCAAUGUAAUAAAUACAAAUGAGGCCAUUUCUUAUACUUCUGACAAGUACUCAUAGGUUAAGGUUUGGUUAUGAAAAUCAAUUAACAAAUAUUUUUAAAAAUUAUUGUCGUCCAUAUUUUAUAAACAUCUAUUUGUUUGAUAUAGAUUUCAAUAGUUAACAACUGAUAGUAUGAUAUCCUUUAGGAUUCAUAUGAUACUGAUAUGAACUUAAUUUUUGUAUGCUUGAUCAGGUUGUUAGCAGAAGGAGGUGCUUUUAGCUUGUUAUAAUAUGUACAUUAUUUUACAAUAAGAAGCUUCUUUUUUGUGUGAAUGCAUAGUGACACUAGAUAUUAAAAAGUAAGAUGUAUACCAAGGUUAUCGGCUUUACAAUCAACAUGAUACUUACAGUAAUUAAUCCUGUAAUAUUGUAAACAAAAACAAAAAUUUCUUGUUGUAUUACACUUAUUUAUAAACCCUGUCAUAUUGGUAUGGCCAUUCAGUUAAUGUAUUUGUUAUCAUUACAGAAUCAAGAAUGCAUGAUGGUAUUAUUGACUUUUUUCUUUUUCUUUUAAGGUAUCUAAUAACUUGUCACUUGUGUUCUUCCAUGGCAAGUUCUUUUGUGCACCAUUUCAGUCUGUCCUUCUGCCAAAUAAAGAAAAUGUUCUACA
Molecule: messenger RNA, 4141 nt
Organism: Penaeus indicus
Lineage: Eukaryota; Metazoa; Arthropoda; Malacostraca; Decapoda; Penaeidae
Product: calcium-binding protein P-like
Exons: 6
Coding region: 302-1411 (369 amino acids)
Source: RefSeq, a predicted model, not a curated record